GAUGGACAGCAUGUUGUGUUAUACCAGGAGAAUGCACCGCCUGCUGACAAAGAAUAUGAUGAAGAGGAGGACUCUCAAAAUGUCUGUGUGUCAUGGAGGACUGAGCUGGAGAGCGACAGCUACGCUCAGGAUAAUACUCUUGCUGACACUCGUCCUCUGAUUCAAUACAGAAGCGACGAGACUGACGCCAACACUCAGGCAUCACAUGUGGAGGAGAGUGAGUCCAGUGAAGGUGACCAGGAAAAGAAGAUCGGGGAGAUGGGAAGUGGAACGUGGAAUGAAGGCAAGUCAAAAAGAUUUGGAACUAUGGAGGAUCUCUGCGAAGAAGUUGAAGGGGAAGUAUUGGAUGAGGACUAUGACCUGGGAUAUACCCAUACUGAAGACAGGGAUGUUGGCCAUAGUAUGACUAUAAGUGAGCGUGCUACGCCGGUGAAUGAUACAGACGAUUCAGAAGAAAUUAUCAAGAAAGUCACUGAGGGAUAUUCGGAUGAAGAAACUGAAAAAUGCACCAAACCAAUGGUAGCCACAAAUGUAGACUACGAUGAGGAGUUAGAGAUAGACAGACUUGUGGAGCAGGAGUUAGAAAAUCUAUCCACUGACAUCUAUAGUGCUCACUUUGCACAGCAUCAGGGCAGUGAGAGCGAGGAGAUGCCACAUCUGCAGGGCACAUCCGUCGAGAAAGUGACAAGUCAAACAGAUGACAUGUCUUUCUGUGCGGAGUAUGGCGUGCGGGUAAACAGGAAUACUGUAUCUUCCACUACAAUUAUAGAUCAGCCUUGUGAGAGCCUAUAUUUCAGUGAUUCAUCAGUGGUAGUGCCUCAAACAGACACAGUUGCUGAUGAGGAGGCCGAACAUAAAGAUCAAGAAGCUACGGCUGCUCCAGAGAAAAAAGAGGAAGAGGAUGAAAACAAUGCGUCCAUGGUAACACAGACUGAUGUAACAGAAGAUUGGUCUGGCUUUAGUGACUUAAUCAGCAGGCCUGAUACGAAGGAAAUCGACAGCUUAGAAGACCCAAAGUCUGCGCCACAGGAAAAUGUGCAGGGUGUGGCUGCCCCCACUGAGGUGAAAGAAGUUGUGCCUGUAGAAGUGUCCGACUCCCAAGAACAUCUAACUGAGGAUGUUGUAGGCUGUCAGUCGUUUCCUGAUGUUCUAGAAACAGCUGAAUGGGAAACCCUGGAGAACCCCAGUGAGGACUUUGAAAAUAUAGAUCAGAAUGACCAUGAUCAAAAAUUUGAUAAUAUUGCUGACUCAGCUGAAAGUUACCUCCAUGAUGACGGAGGCCUUGAUGAGGGCAUUGACACACGUAAAGAGGAGCCCCUUGUGAUUUCCCCCAACAGUGUACCGGAUGAAAACGAUAUCUUUCUGGUGAUGGACUCAGCAGAAUUAUCAAACACAAAUGGCAAAGAAAACAUCCUCCAUGGUGUUUUCAGCUCUGGUACAAAGAAUGACUUCCUGCUGUCCUCCUUAGAGACCGGUGCCACCUAUCAACCAGAUGUUGCAGCUGCACAAAUCAAUCAGAAUCUAGGGUUCGGUGACAACCUAGUCUGGGGGAAUUCGGACAGUCCGAAUGUGAAUAACGGGAACUCCAGGGGGGAUAUUGACUCUUCUAAAGCCCUGGCUGCUAAAAAAGAUCAGGAACAGAUGCAUUCUGAGGUGAAGCAGGUGUUGUGUAGAAAUGUUGCUGACGUGGAGUCGGUCCAUUCUGAGGAAUCUGAAGUUGAGGGUGAAUUCUGGUCAUCUGGGGAGGACACGGUAUAAAAAGCAGCGAGGAGUUUGAGUUAAACCACUUUUAGACCUGAUCGGCGUUAGUCAGAGGAAAAUUAUUUUUUUCUGUACAAUGCAUUUACUAUGAAAACCAAAGUUGUGCCUUGGUGCGCACCUCAGUGGCGCUAAACACCAAUGUGCCAGUUCUAUCUAUAAAGAUACUGAGCUCUUGCCUUGUUUCCUUACACUGACAUAUUUGACUAACCGUUUUUGUCUUCUUCAAAAUC
Messenger RNA from Xiphias gladius (swordfish), 1991 nucleotides. Its product is annotated as nestin-like. The record is from RefSeq and is a predicted model, not a curated record. The transcript has a single exon. The annotation marks the transcript as partial. NCBI's taxonomy places the organism in Eukaryota, Metazoa, Chordata, Actinopteri, Istiophoriformes, Xiphiidae.